AUGUCCCCGCCUAGGCGCCGCUCGGCGCGCAUCGCUAGCAACUCUAAGAGUGCUAGGGCAGUUCCCGAACUUGUGCCUGUCGCCGAAGACACCGAACCCGCCGCGAUGUCGUCGCCUCGACGCUUUAUUGCCAAGUCGCCCAUGCCCGCGCCGUCUACUCCUCCGUCGUCGGUGAUCAGGCCACCUCGCAGCGAGAUGCACCCAAGCAAAUUUCAUCAAAGUAUUGGAGAGCCAUCAUCUGCGGUAGCACUCGGCUUCACAGAUAUCGAUGCCUCUGAUAGGAGAACCACCGGCACUGCGCUAACUGCGACUCCGUCACGCUCGACCGGCAUGCCGUCGUCGACUUUUACGUUUGACUUGUCGACAUCGACCAAUGGAGGCGCGCUCAGCAGCGACGCGAAGAAAAUCCUGGAGGAGCUUCAAGAGAAGGCAGCUAAGAUCAAGGUUGAGCUGGUCGCCCAGCGGGAAGCUGAUGGUAUUGAUGGGGGCGCGAUUGGUGAGCGCCGCUUCGCGAAGCCAAAGAGCAUUGCCGGCCGCUACAGUGCUGUUCAUGCCGCCGAGUUCGACAAGAUGGAUUCGAUUGAAGGACAUGCUUCCGCUUGGAGAGCAAGCCGAUUCACACCUGUUGUGGCUGGCGUGAAACGUUCGCCCUCGAAAGCCAGCCUCACAGACUCUCCAAGCAAAACGAGCGAUUCGCCUUCUCACAGAAAGCCAAACAUGUAUAGUCACUUGUCGCAAACGCCAGAGAAGAAUCUGAAGCGCAAGUCCUCGGCUGCGAAUUUGGAUGGCCGAAGCGGCACAGAAUCACCCAAAAAGGCAAACCAAGUUUCUUCGCCAAGCAAAGCCACUGACCGCACGCCCGGAGAGCGGCAGCCUGUUAAACGCGCGAAGCAGCGCAAGGAGGACGACACAUCAACGAACAGACCCAAACCUUCCACCCUCCCAACUGUUUCACGCGUUCCUGCGCGUCCCCAGUCAACACUGUCACGGCUGAUGAGCCCUACAAAAUCCUCACGUAUGCAUACCCUGGGUAGCCCCAGAAAGGCAGCAACUUCUUCACUAUCGACGCCGACGAAGCCGACGGGUAGCCCGCGUAAGCCUGGCAUCGCGCUGGUAGCUACUCCAUCUAAGCUGUCUGCCAACCCAAGCAGGGUUGCUGCACCUCCUACGCCAAAUUUUGCACAGUCUCUGUCAAUAGGGAACUUGACUUCCAAGACUGACGGAUUUGCUCGCCGAAUUCUUAGCCCGAUGCGUAUGCAAAAAGUCAAGUCGAUUCUGCGCUCACAGCCAGCUGCAAACUUUGCGUCUGGCAGUGCCAUCCCUCAGCCUGCACUUUAUGGCUCGCAUACUCCCGCCCCCCCACGCUUCGACAAAGAGCUACCGCCCAUUCCUUUUACAACUCCGCGACGUAAGCUGACGAAAAAGGUGACCUUCACACCAGAAACCAAGCGUGCAGCCGCGGAUCAGGGCUCUCCCACGCCGCUCAAGUCGUCCUUGUUCCAGUUCAGAUCUGCUUCUGGACCAAGAAGCACCCGGGAUGUGGCCAUGAAGAAUGCUGCGUCCGACAACGGUGGUCACGUUGCUUAUCCUGAUUUGUCUGCGUUCAAAGACCUUAUCAACUCAAAAGACGAAGAAGCCUCAAAACAGGUGCCGUCUGUGCCGAGCUCGUUUACGUUUCGCAGCGACCACACUAUCGAGUUUGGCGAGGCUCCUAGGACUGGUUUUGGUAGUUCCGUUGGGCAGUCAAGCGUCCGUCAUGUUAGAAAGUCCCUUACCCAAGCCACCAGUCUGCCGGGCAGCUUCCCCGCACCGCCUGCUCCGAGCUCACACCCCGACAAGGAGAAUACCGCACCAACAUCGACCUCCAAGGUACUACCGGGCGUUCUUCAUGGGUUGACGAGCAAAAAGCGUCACCGACCGAGCACUGACGAAGAGGAUGCCGAAAGAGAGGCGGAAGAACGCGCUUCAAAGAAGCGCAAAAACACUCUGGCUGGACAAGAGCGACCGGCCCUAUCGUCCGCCAAGGCUAUUACUUCAACUCCGCAGAGCAGCACCAAGAGGGCACGACUGGAUCGUAAUGCUUCCCUCACGCCAAGCAGGCAGCAGCUCACAAAGACUCCCACAACACCAAGAACUGCUAGUCCUAUCAAGGCGAGACAAGGCAUAAGCAUGAGCCGUCUGCAGGCGCUGGCUCGUCCAAAAACGAGAGUUUGA
Messenger RNA from Cordyceps fumosorosea ARSEF 2679, 2214 nucleotides. RefSeq lists its product as hypothetical. The coding region runs from base 1 to 2214 and encodes 737 amino acids. The record is from RefSeq and is a predicted model, not a curated record. NCBI's taxonomy places the organism in Eukaryota, Fungi, Ascomycota, Sordariomycetes, Hypocreales, Cordycipitaceae. The transcript is spliced from 2 exons.